Nematolebias whitei (Rio pearlfish) is the source of this 3592-nucleotide messenger RNA. RefSeq lists its product as uncharacterized. Gene Ontology annotation, biological process: cell migration; actin filament organization. Lineage: Eukaryota; Metazoa; Chordata; Actinopteri; Cyprinodontiformes; Rivulidae. The coding region runs from base 31 to 2877 and encodes 948 amino acids. The transcript has 11 exons. The record is from RefSeq and is a predicted model, not a curated record. Gene Ontology annotation, molecular function: actin filament binding.
AGCUCACUCAGAGACUGUUUGAAGAGGGAAAUGGGUCAACAUUUGGCUGAAGUGACAGGCAGCAGGUGUCGGCUAAAAGGAGUAAGUCAUGCUGCCUGCAGUGAGACAACUGGAACUGGUGGAGGAACGGCAGAGACGGAGGGAACCAUUGCUGCUCGCACCAAACAGGAGCUCAUGCUGACGCAAAGCAGCCCAAAAGAUCAGCAACGAGCAGAUCCUGAGAACAAGUUCGCUGGAGUUGUGUCCCGGAGGGCUAAAUCAGGGGUCUCCAGAUUUUUAUCAAACGCCAAACAAGAUGACAGCCAGUCUCAACCUCCUUCUUUAGCACCCCAGCUACAAGACGGACACUCGUUUAUUCUGGAGCAAUGUGAAGACAUGCCUUGUCCUCCCCUCACGGGAAACACUGAUAGGAAGGUACAGGUCGCCUGCUUGAAGAAGGAGAGCGAGCUUGUUUGCUUCUCUGCUGUCGUCACGCCUCCACCUUCAACUCAUCUGUUACCGAAGAACGACAUAACCAUGGCAAAGGCUACGUCUGCCUCAUCAGGUUCCAGCGAUGACCUGACGCUGACAGGAAAACCUAAAGUCAAGGGUCCGCCUCCUCCCGUCCCCAAAAAGCCCAAGAACCCUUUUAUAAAGCUCAAAACCGCACAGUUAAAGUCUAGUGAUGUGCAAAGAAGAGACAAAGAUUAUCUGCGUUCAGAGGAAAGGGUCAAAAGGAGACACACUUUCCAUUUUAACAAGGAUCUUCCGCGCAGCAACCCAACGAAUCAGGACAUGUGCUUGCUGUGGGAUGAAAGAGGCACCUACACCAUACCAGCCAGCAUUCGUCGACUGUCAGCUGACAUCAGUGCGUGGGACCAUCUGUCUUCUCGGCUUAUAGAUGAUCAAUAUGGAGAUGUGGUUGAUUUUGAGUACUGUGAGCGAAUGGCAGACCUGUCUCCAGAGGAGGAGCCUCGAAACUUGGACAUGCUGCAGAGACGAGUGUUCUUAGACAGACGAUCCAAGCGUAAAUGGUCAUCUCCUCCUGUAAAUACUCUCGCCUCCACAGAGACCUUUCCCAUCCCUGAGAAUGCACCUGAUGAUGAACCUCAAAGCCUAAAAUCUGCCCUUUCAGAUCAGAAAGACUCUUCCACCAGCCUCCUAUCUGAUAAAGUCCAGAUUCAAGUCAGUAAAGUUAACCACAGUGACUAUGGUCGUCCCAAAGAUUACACAAAUCACAACCGAGAUGUAGGAGGGGGCGGUGAAGUGGGUUCCUACAAGCCUGUGGCAAAAAUUGUCAAAGAGACCAACCAAAUGCAAAAACAGUUGAGCCGGGUCAGACCCGAGACGGCUAAAGUUCCUGUUCGCUUGGCAGAGCAGGCCCCAAGCGUGACAGUAUCCCAAAUGAAGAACACCUUUGACAUCCCAAAAAAAUGCAAGGAGAGACCAGUGGAUGUUCAGCCACCUUCAAAGAAAGAUAUGUCGCGGCGAGUUGUGCGACAGAGCAAGUUCCGUCACGUGUUCGGCCAGGCUGUGAGGAACGACCAGUGUUACGAUGACAUCCGUGUGUCCAGGGUCACGUGGGACAGCUCCUUCUGUGCCGUCAACCCCAAGUUUGUCGCCAUCAUCAUCGAAGCGAGCGGAGGAGGAGCCUUUCUUGUCCUUCCUUUACACAAGACCGGCCGUAUAGACAAGGUGUACCCAACAGUCUGUGGACACACAGGCCCGGUGUUGGACAUCGAGUGGUGUCCUCAUAAUGAUCAAGUCAUUGCUAGCGGCUCAGAGGACUGCACCGUCAUGGUCUGGCAGAUACCCGAGAACGGACUGGAGACGGCCCUGUCAGAGCCUGUGGUGGCGUUGGAGGGUCACUCCAAAAGGGUCGGCAUUGUGUCUUGGCAUCCGACCGCUCGCAACGUUCUCCUCAGUGCAGGGUGCGACAACCAGAUCAUCGUCUGGAAUGUGGGGACGGGAGAGGCCAUGAUCAACCUGGAAGACAUGCACCCCGAUGUUAUCUUUAGUGUCAGCUGGAGUCGCAACGGCAGCCUGCUGUGCACCGCCUGCAAGGACAAAAAGGUCCGCGUCAUCGACCCUCGUAAAAAGAAGAUUGUGGCGGAGAAGGACAAAGCCCACGAGGGAGCUCGACCAAUGAGAGCAAUCUUUUUAGCAGAUGGAAACAUUUUCACCACUGGGUUCAGCCGCAUGAGCGAGCGCCAGCUAGCCCUGUGGAAAUCUGAUAACAUGGAAGAGCCGAUAUGCGUUCAAGAGAUGGACACCAGUAAUGGAGUUCUGCUGCCCUUUUAUGAUCCUGACACCAACAUAGUCUACCUGUGUGGAAAGGGUGACAGCAGCAUUCGGUACUUUGAGAUCACUGAAGAGGCCCCGUUUGUUCACUACCUCAACACCUUCUCAACCAAGGAGCCCCAGAGAGGGAUGGGUUAUAUGCCCAAGAGAGGUCUGGAUGUCAAUAAAUGUGAAAUCGCAAGGUUUUACAAAUUACACGAGAGAAAAUGUGAGCCGAUUAUCAUGACAGUCCCACGUAAGUCGGACCUGUUCCAGGACGACCUGUAUCCAGACACGGCCGGCCCAGACCCCGCCCUGGAGGCAGAGGAGUGGUUCGCAGGCAAGAACGGAGGCCCCAUUCUGAUCUCGCUCAAAGAUGGAUACGUCUCCACGAAGAACCGGGACCUGAAAGUGGUCAAGAAGAACAUCCUGGAGAGCAAGCCGGCGCCAAAGGCAGAAAGCGUCCCCACUAUCCAGAAGCGUGCUCCUCCACAAUCCUCAGUAAAAAUAGAAGACAAACUGGAAGAGGUACUCCGAGAGUUUAAGUCACUCAGGGACCGUGUCAUCCUUCAAGACCGUCGGAUUGCCAGACUGGAAGAUCAGGUUGCCAAGAUGUGAGACGCAGGGCCCGGUUUGGGAGACAACCGGCUGUAACCGAGUCAGACGUGGCCAAAUUCUGAAGAUUCGGCGAGCUCGGUUUCAUCCCUGUGACGAGACCGAGCCCACAUUCCAAGAUGAACUUUAUCGUUGCUCACCAGCCCUCUUCAUUCACUCUCCGCCCUGAAACACACCGUAAAGGAAAACUCUGAGCUCGUAUGAAGGAAAGACAUUUUAAGUCUUAACUCGUUUUAUUUUGCAAGCUGUGGUCAAACAUUCUUAUGUGAAGUUUGUACUUUACGGUUCAAAAACUGUAGCAUCAGUAUUUCCAUUGUUCUGAUUGUGUUGCCAAACAUGGAUCGUGUACCGUUUUAAGCACUGCUUUUACGUUUGUUCUUCCCUCCGCCAUAUGUUGUACAUUCCAGUCACAACUUGGUAGAACAAUAUUAAUCGAGCUGGAUUUUUUUAUUUUAAAUGUUGAACUGUUUUCUUCCCACCAGUUUGCUCAUCAGUCAGAUUUACGAAUGUGGAAUAAAUCCUCAAACGUUUUGUCCCGGGCUUCAAAUCGACCAGUUUGGGUUUAAUUUACCACCUGAGGGUUACAUCGUUCUGGUGUAAAUGUUGUGAACAUGUCGUGGUGCCUCUCGUCACUGUUCAGGGUCAAACUAAAGUUACCUGCCCUCCUCCGGUGCAUUUAGGUGUUGGGAAGGGACCACUUGUGUUCCACUGAACCCAU